Aspergillus calidoustus is the source of this 1035-nucleotide messenger RNA. NCBI's taxonomy places the organism in Eukaryota, Fungi, Ascomycota, Eurotiomycetes, Eurotiales, Aspergillaceae. The record is from the annotation of a GenBank genome assembly.
AUGGAGAACAGCAACCUAGACAUCUGGCUCUCCGGUGCCGUAGCCGUCGUAAUAGUCGACUUUCUCGUAUACCCCUUCGACACGCUCAAAACUCGCAUCCAAUCACCGAACUACAACACUGUAUACAAGGACCCCGCGACGAAUACAAUCCGCAAGAAUGUCCUCUUUCGCGGGCUGUACCAGGGAGUCUUUAGCGUGGUGCUGUCGACGAUUCCAGCUUCAGGAGCAUUCUUCACAACAUACGAAAACGUCAAAGCCACACUCAACAAAUCCAAGAAAUCUCAAUCCCACUCCCUCCCAACACCCCUAAUAAACGCGCUCUCCUCCUCCGUCGCUGAAUCCGUCUCUUGUCUCCUCCUUACUCCCGCAGAGGUAAUCAAGCAGAAUGCGCAGGUGAUCAAUAAUGCCAGCACCAACACGGGUGCGAAGAAACGAGGAGGUGGGAGUGUAACACUCCAAGUCAUGCGCCGCUUCACGUCCCAGCCCUGGAAGCUCUGGAGUGGGUAUAGUGCGCUCCUGGGGAGGAAUCUCCCCUUUACGGGGCUGAACUUUCCAAUCUUCGAGUUUGUUAAGGGGGAGUUGAUUAAGUACAGGCGGCAAGGGCAGCGGCAUCGCUCAGAUCCGGGUUCGUGUGGAAGUAGUGCUGGGGGACAGGGGAGAGGAAUUGAGCGAGGUCAAGGGAGAGGAGGAGAGCCCGUCUUUGAAAGAGCUGUUUUGACGGGCAUUGCGGCCAGUAUAUCAGGUAGUAUAGCGAGUGUGGUUACGACGCCCAUUGAUGUUGUCAAGACGCGGAUGAUGCUUGCUGCUUCUGGGGAGGGGUCUGGUUCUGGUGUUGGAUCCGAGGUGAAACAAGCAGAAAGAGGCGCUUGGAGUGUUGGAAAGGAGAUUUUCAGGAAUGAGGGAGUGCGAGGGUUGUUUCGUGGAGGGGCGAUCCGGGUCGUGUGGACGGCCAUGUCGUUGAGUAUCUAUUUGAGUAUUUAUGAGGGUGGGCGGUUCUACUUGGAGAAGAAGAGAAAGGAGAGUAAGGCGAGCUAA